AUGGGGGAAGACCGGUUGGAGAAAAUACCACUGAGUGCAAGUCAAAACCUAAUCCCACAUCUCGAAGCUUGCAUUCAGAAUGAUUCCCGGUUCUUGCAGACCAGGCUCGGAAGUGAGCGUCUACGCAUCCCGGCAGAACGAUUCGCGUCAUUUUACAAGCGUCAUGGAAAAUAUCGAGAAGGCAAAGCUCUACGCCAGCGUACGUUAGAUUUCGUCGUGGCUGAGCUUGGUGAGAGUCAUCGCAGCACUUUUGAGGCGACAGUCAAGCUUGGGCGCUUCUACUACAAGGAGGCCAGCUACUCCGAGGCAAAGGAGCUUUACCAAAAGGCCCUCAUUGGGCAAGAACAGUAUCUGGGCCGGGAUGACCCCGAUACCUUACAGUCACUGGUCGACAUUGCAGCCACGCAUCUCAAAGAGGGGCUUUAUGGCUCCGCUGAGCCGCUAAUGCACAGAGUCCAGGCCGCGCAGAAGAAAAGUCUUGGGGAACACCAUCCAAAGAGGCUGUGGUCCAUGAUGAUCCUUGGGAUGGUUUACAAGAAACAAGGAAGAUUUGAAGAAGCAGAUAACCUCUAUGUCGCCGCUUUGCAUGGCCAGGAACAGCAACUGGGUCUGGACCAUCCGGACACCACCAAAACGGCGAUGAAUUUGGCAAGUGUGAGAUACGCUCAGGGUAGGUACGACGAGGCCGAAGUUCUGUCGAAGCGGGUAGUUGAGAGUAGGGGACAAACCUUGGGUCCUUUGCAUCCUAACACGCUCCGUGCACUCUGGAAUCUCGGUCGAGUCUACCUAGGCCUGGGUCAAUACUACCUGGCAGAUGAGCUUUUCAAACGCGCGCUGGAGGGUCAGGAGCUACAACUCGGGCCAGAGCACGCAUUUACGUUGAGAACGCUCGCCUAUUCGGCACAGCUUGCAUUUGUCCAAAAAGACUACAAGAUUGCCACCACUCUUUUCCAGAGGGCCUUUAGGGGACUCGAGGUAAAAUGUGGAUCUAGCCAUCCUAACACUUUAUGGUGCGCACAUGGUCUGGCAAAUGUUUAUCGAGACCAAGGGUUCCAUACAGAGGCUGGCGCUCUCUACCAGCGUGUUGUGGGUGAAUAUUAUCAAAUUUGGGGAAAAUCGCAUCCUGAGGUGCUGAGGAUAACCAAAGACAUGCACCAACUGCGUUGA
Molecule: messenger RNA, 1167 nt
Organism: Aplosporella prunicola CBS 121167
Lineage: Eukaryota; Fungi; Ascomycota; Dothideomycetes; Botryosphaeriales; Aplosporellaceae
Exons: 1
Coding region: 1-1167 (388 amino acids)
Molecular function (GO): protein binding
Source: RefSeq, a predicted model, not a curated record